UUCUAUUUAGCUAUUCUUACAUGUUGAUGAUAUCAGUAAUUAGAUAUUUAAAUUAGUCUGGUAAAUAAUAUAUAUUUUCGUCAAGAGUCUCUAUUAUUCUAGAAGACUCCAUUGCAACUGCAGGUAAUACAUUUAAAAAUGAUCAUAUGUACUUCUCCAUCCUAAUGCUGUUAUUAAUAAUUAUUUGUAUUUUUGUUUGUACUAUUUUAUCAUUUGUCUAAUUGUUAUGUCACAGUUGUAAUAAUGUUGAAAUUUGUUUUUCCCUAGAUAUGUGUACAGAAGAUAAGUGUAACAGCAGUCAACAUUUGCAACUUGUCCAGUCAACAUCAGCAGGAUUGAAUUUAUCAAUGGCCAUAACCCAAAUCUUUAUAUGGCCACUCAUCUACAUCAACAUCCUGAUGCUUCUAACCUUCUCCAGAAAACAAGCCUUCAGGACUGAAACACGCUAUAUAUUGUUCGCCCACACCUUAUUUGUGGACUUAAUUUUUCUUACGCUGACAGAUAUUGUAGUAAUUCUCUCAUACACCUAUGUGCUGAUGCCUGUAGCAUUCUGUAUUCCAUUCUGUAUGCUCAUGGAGACACUUACAACAUGCACACCACUAACUAUCACUGCAAUGUGUGUGGAACGUUAUGUGGCCAUCUGCAUGCCACUGAGACAUAGUGCUAUCUCUACUGUCAGCAGGACCCUUACAGCUAUUUUUAUCAUUUGGAUCAUAGGCUCCCUUAAGUCAUUUGUGGAUAUGUUCAUCCUUGUCACAACUGCCUCAAAAGAAUAUCUGUCUCAGUUCACCUUCUGUCAUUAUGAAAUUAUGAUACCAGAAAACUGGCACCGCUUAAUGAGGGGUGCUUUAUAUAUUAUUAAUUUUAUAAUAGUUUUACUUGUUGAGCUAUUUUGCUAUGUAAUGAUUAUGAUCUCUGCCCGGGCAGCUUCUGUGGACAAGAAGUCAGCAGCCAAAGGUCUGCGCACCGUCUUAUUGCAUAUGCUUCAGCUUACACUGUGUACAACUGAAAUUAUUUGUCCCUAUAUUGAAGCAUUAAUCAUGGAGCUAGAUAUUCAGAUCUAUUUGUCAGUUCGCUUUUUCAACUUCAUAAUGUUCACUGUCAUCGCUAAGGGAGUCAGUCCACUUGUAUAUGGGCUAAGGGACGAAAAAUUUUAUCAUACAUUACAUUGCUACAUCAAAUGUAGACAAAAUCAUAUUUCAUGUGAAAGCAGAGUCCCAGUCGCAAAGCAAAAUAAUAAGCAAUAA
Molecule: messenger RNA, 1247 nt
Organism: Hemibagrus wyckioides
Lineage: Eukaryota; Metazoa; Chordata; Actinopteri; Siluriformes; Bagridae
Product: odorant receptor 131-2-like
Exons: 1
Coding region: 270-1247 (325 amino acids)
Biological process (GO): G protein-coupled receptor signaling pathway
Cellular component (GO): membrane
Molecular function (GO): G protein-coupled receptor activity
Source: RefSeq, a predicted model, not a curated record